This is a messenger RNA of Limulus polyphemus (Atlantic horseshoe crab), 7057 nucleotides long. Its product is annotated as sesquipedalian-1-like. The transcript is spliced from 6 exons. Gene Ontology annotation, cellular component: recycling endosome; early endosome; trans-Golgi network. NCBI's taxonomy places the organism in Eukaryota, Metazoa, Arthropoda, Merostomata, Xiphosura, Limulidae. The record is from RefSeq and is a predicted model, not a curated record. Gene Ontology annotation, biological process: endosome organization; retrograde transport, endosome to Golgi; receptor recycling. The coding region runs from base 521 to 1243 and encodes 240 amino acids.
CACAAGUAGAAUGUAGUGUAGAUUUUAAUAAGUUUGCAAAGUAUUUACAUUUUUCAGUAUUAUUGUUUAAGCCAGCUCUUCCAGUGAUUUGCAUAAAGUGAGAGGUCCAAGAUUUUCAGCACGUCAAUUUUGAAAGCCCCAUUCAAAAACUGGAGGUCUUAGAAGACAGUAAUUUAUGCUAAAUGUCAAUGUGACUGUGCAAGUUUGUCAUAUAGCAUGUUCUAAAGUUUGUGGGUUUACAUAAAGACAAUUGAAGAUGAUCCUUUAGUGUUUGAGUAAGGAAUGGGUGGCUGCUGGAAAUAUUAAAGGCCAACACUUUACAAGACUCUUAAGAGGGGAAUUGAUGAUUUCCUGAAACAUAGAGGGUAAUACAAGAAAACUUUCAUAGUUCAAGAUCUGCCUUUUCAUCCUGAGAGAUUCAGCUAGUUUUGGACACCUGGAUUGUAUUUUAUCUUUUUAUGAUUUAGUUUAUUUGCUAUAUUAAGUUUGGUGCAUAAGGUUUGUGAGUUGGUUUACCAGUAUGAAGAUAAAUGAGAAAAACCUAGCCCAAUUUGCUGUUGCUAAGACUCCUGUUGAUAGAGAAGGUUGGCUAUUGAAACGAGGAGAAGUUAAUAAAAGUUUCCAAAGAAGAUGGUUUACUCUAAAGGGAAAUCUCUUGUUUUACUUUGAAAAGAAAGGUGAUAAAGAUCCUAUGGGUUUGAUUAUUUUAGAAGGAUGUACAAUUGAGCUGGCUGAAAAUGAAGAAUUGUUUGCUUUCAAGAUUAUGUUUCAUAGUGCUGGCAAUAGGACAUAUAUACUUAGUGCAGAUAGUCAGGAAAACAUGGAAAGUUGGAUGAAAGCUCUAGCAUGUGCAAGCUAUGACUACAUGAAGUUAAUGGUUGCUGAAUUGCAAAGACAACUGGAUGAAGUCAAUGAAGCGGAACGUAAAAGAAAACCAAAAAUGUCUCCUCCCCAGCCACUAAGGAACAGUUUACCAGUGAACCGCUCUGACAGCUGCCUCUGCCGUCAUCAGGCAGCAGGUAGUAACCACAGGUUUAAUCCAUUCAAUACCAAAGCAGAAGAUCUGUCUAAGUCAGAUGCCACUGAAGAUGAAAAAAAAUCAACUAAUGAAAAUUCUGGUAAAUUGAUGGGAUCAAAGCAGUCUUUCAUUGAAUUGCAUGAAUAUUAUGGAAGGCAUUUUCGUAAGCUCUUUGAAGAACAGAGGCAGAACAGGUCUCACAACAAGCUACAACAGCUUGAAUAAACAUUCAUAAUUCCUCAGAGUAUUAAAGUAAAUAAGGAAUGAAGGUAGUAAAAUGUCGAAGACACUGCCACCUACAUCACAGCUGUGGAGUAUAAUACUCGUCUGUUCCUGGUGAGUAGCAUCUGGUGUGCAAUCAAGUAAAAUUAAAUAAUAUUUUGCUGACUUUACAUGAUUGAUGAUUGUUUUGCGAACAAGAUCACUGAGUGGUACAAUCAGUUCAUUCUGUAUGAGUGGACCAAGGUAAUGGUCUGCCAGCUUACCCUCUUGUGCACGUCGAUUAUGGGGUCAAAUUUGGCAAAGAGCUGCACUCAACCUAGAAAAUUUCCAUUAUUAAGUGUUUACAGUUUAUCACUAUCUUUGCAAAAUGCCAUGUUAUGUUGUGCCAGAUAAGUAAUGAUGGCAACAAUGCAUUCAAUCACCAUUUGCCAAUGACAUUUGUCUUUUUUGAUAAGUUGACCAUCAAUUUUAUUAAUUGUCUUUCACUCUUUUAAUCUUUUGUACAGUUCAGUACAAGUCAUCAUAGUGUUUGUGUUUAGAUAAUUUUGCACUGAUGUUUUUCUUAUCAUGAAUGCCUUCUUUUGCCAAUCCACUGCUAGUAGCUGUAGGCAAAGUGAAAAGUUUAUAAGCAAAAGAGUACAUAGCAUCGGCUUAAUUGGAAUACAUCAACCAUUGCCAAUGAAUCAAUUCACCCUUUGGCAAUUUGCAUUUAAAAUAAAAAAUCUGGAAAUUUGCUGGCUAUCUGAACUUACUUGAAUGGCUGUAAAUGGCUUUUGUUUUUCUUGCAUACUCGUAUUACUGCUUCCAUUUUUUUUUCUUCCUGUUCUUCAGAACCAACUGGGAUGAUAAUUAGGUUUUGCUCUACAACUUGAAAAUCACUAACAUCUUUUGAUUUUCCUUCUGGUCCUUCUAUAUCACCACUGCUAAUUUUAAUAUAUUUCAGAAUCAAAUGGCUCUGUUUCUGGAUUUCAGCCUGAACUUUUGCAGACUUUUUCCGCUUACUAGCACCAGAUGGACGAUUUGGUCCAGUGCAACCUCCUGUUCCUAAAGUGCUAGACAUUAUUAGGUCUGAAAAAAAUAUUAAAAUAUGUUUUGAAUAUAUAUUAUAAUAUAUUGUAUAUAAAUUUAUUUAUUGUAUAUAGAUUACAGUAAUUAAUAGUUAUGAUAUUUAAACUAAGCAAAGGAAUAUUGUUUAAUAAUUAAAAGUGGUAUUGAAGCAAUAGUAUGAAUGAUCCUCAAUCGAUAAUAUAUUUAGUUAUAAUGAUCAUAAUUACGAAGAGAUGAAUUAUAAUGAUUGUGAUUGAGGUAGCAAGGAAUACAAUGUUAUACAUAUUUCAAGAAUGAUUUGAUAUUUCUGUAGAAUAAAUACAAUUUAAACAACAACAAAAAUGUUAAAUGUAGGCUUAAGCAGAUUAAAAAUCAUCAAGCAAAAUCACAAGAGUCACUAUUGUGACAUAUAUAAGACAAUUGAUGACCAGGAGUGCAGGCAUCAUGAGCCCACAACUUACAUUCAUUCACAUUCUGACUUAAAAGAAUUAAAAAAUGUUGAUAAAGCACAGAUUAUAAAAAGUGAAUGGUGUAAUUUAGUUAAGAAUUUUAAAUCUACAAAUAAUAACAUACACGAUAUUGCAAUUUUAAAGAGCUUAGAAGAACAAGAUGUGAUUAUUUGUAAAGCCCAUAAAGGCGAUCAAACUUUACUCAUUAAUCAAAAAGUUUAUGAUUUAGAAAUUGAAGAAUUGCUUAAAGAAGGUCUGUACAAGAACCUAACUAUUAAUCCAGUAAAUAAACUCCAUACAAUGGUAAAUAAAAGAAAAAGUUAAACAUUGUAUAACCUUAACACCUCAAGAAAAGCAAGGUUUAAUUCAAAGUAACUUUAUACAACCUAGAUUACCAUAAGACUGGAGACAGUUUUGGACCUAUUGUGUCUAAUAUUAAGAGGUCCACAUACAAUGUAUUAAAAUUCAUAUCCAAAAACUUCUCAUUUUUAAGGGAUGAAAAUAAAUACAAAGUUAAGAAUUUGUUGAAAGAAUUGAACAUUUAACAUUAGAUCAGAGAAAUAUCCUAGUGUCUUUUGAUGUUGUUUCAAUCUUCAGAAAAAUACCUGUGAAAAAGCCAUUGCAUGUUAUGAGAAGAAAUGAAAAUAGAAUAAAAAUUUGAUGUAAUUAACUGAUGUAAUUAAUCUUCAUGAAAAAUGUUAAAAGUACAUGCUUUAAAAUUUGGAAUAAAGUUUAUAUACAGAAUGAAGGUUUAGCUCUGGGUUCUCCUUUAUCUGCAUUAUUAUAUGACUUAUUUAUAGACAGUUUUGAAACAAGUAUUAAGAAAAGCAAAGAAAAAUCCCCCAAAACAGAAAUUUGGUUAAGGUACAUUGAUGGCACAUUCUUGAUAUGGUGACAUGGUAAAGAGAAUUUAAUUGACUUUGUUAAUUACAUUAGUAAUAUUAACAACCCUGUUAAAAUUACAUAGGAAAUUGAGGAAAAUAACUGCUUACCUUUGAUGGGCAUUUUAGUAAGGAAAAAUUGGAAACUGGUAUUACCAAAAACAAUUCUUGGUAAUCAUUGCCUCACAUUAAAAACCAUGUCACAUUAAAUCUCAAAAAAUCACUGCUUUUCAUUGUUAUGUGUAUAGAAUUUUUAAAAUUGUUGUAAACAAGAAGAUUAACAACUUGUAUUACCAUUUAUACCUGGUUUAUCUUUCCAACAUAUAGACCAGUGAACAAGAUUAGCCAGACUUUUGAUAUAACUAAAGAUAAAAUUGAUUUGAUGGAAAAAAACUGGUAUAUACAAAAUAACUUGCAAAUGUGGAAAUGUUUAUGUAGGACAAACUAGAAAAAAUUUAAAAUACAUAAUAAAUGAACAUAAAAAGGUGUUAGAAAUACCAACACAAAGAUCUUAUUUUUAGCCGAACAUACUAAUGAAACUAAACACUUGAUUCAAUGGGGAAAAAAAAUUAUUUUAGCACAACCUGCAAACAUCAGUGGUAAUAUCUGCGAGUCCAUUGAGAUAGUCAAAUGUACCAAAAGAAAUUUUAACAUAUUAAUAAGGAUAAAGGAUGAAAGGGAAGUGUUGAUAAUAGAUGGUGUGAAAUUCUUUAAGCUGAAUUACAUAUAAAUUUGAUAAUGUGAUUUUGAUGAUGAUGAUGCAGUAAGAUGUCAAAACAUGCAGAAAGUAUGAGACUGUUCUCAGUUUCACAGUAUUUUAUUUUUCAUUAUGCAGUAAAAUUAUUAAGUAAAACUAUUGUUUAUUGUAUUUUGAGUCUGGGGACAGACUCAUUUUAAAUUUAUUGUGUACUAUUAAUUGUUGGCUUUUUUUCUUUAAUACAUGUGUGUGAAACUUACAUAAAUGUCUGAAGUGACUGUUUUUACCUGCCUACAACACACAUGAAUAAAUAUUUGAAUUGAUUGUUGUUACUUGCCUACAAUACAUACACAGGAAUGUAUUUCACCUGAUUAAUUAUUUCGAAGAGAUUAAUCUUCCCAAGUUAUUGUAAUGAUAGCAAUUAGAACAUAAAAUAAAAGUGAUUUAAAUGAUUGACAUGUUAACCCUUUCUGCUGUCACAUCAUUACUAUGCAGAAUCUUGAUAAAAGUAUAGUGAUAAGUAAAACAGAAGUAUGAAAUGUUUACCAUUUAUUUUUACUUGCAGAAAAAACUUGAUUCUAAGAAACUGGUUUCUCCGGGUUUUCAUAGGGAUUUGUAUUGAAAGAAUAAUCCCUAAUAUUGUGAGACUGCAGUGGUUUAUUUUUGUAUGUAAUUACUCUAAUACUGUAUAUUUAUGUAUAGAUAGAUACUAGGAGAAUAGGCUUUUCAAGUUAACGCAGCUCACCGUUCACAAGAUAUAUUUUCGUACUAACAAAUGAAGGAUGUACAUUUCACAGAAGUGUGAACCUGUUUACAAUGACAUUUACUACAUAUUUUGAUGUGAUUAAGGUCAAUAACACAUCAGAAUUUAUUUUCUAGCAUCCAAUAUUUUUCUUGAAAGUUAGAGGAGAUUGCAGCAACUGGCUACUUAAUAAUGUAAUGGUCCUUUUUUCUUACAACUAGUACUCGGUCCAACAUUUUAAUGUUUUAAGUGGAUUUAUUGAUGUGUUAAUGUAAAUAUUAUUGCAAUAUAGGACUUAAUUUUUUGCAUUAGGGAAUUAAAUUUAUGAUCAAUAAUAGCUACUGGGAUAUCGUCAUUAUUUUUUACUUCCUAGUAAAAACCUUUAGUUUCCCUUAGAAUUGAUUUAAUGUAAUUUCAGCAGUUCGGAAAAAUUUAUAAGACCUUUAAGCUUAAGUGCUUCCAUCUAACUCACUUACUCAAAUCGACAAUAAUGUUAAGUUAUGAGUGCUGCAGAAUCUUCAAAAUUCUUGGGGCUAAGACUACUUCAGAUUAAAGAAAACUUUAUUUUAACUUUAUUUGAAAUUAUAUACAGUUCACACACACACACACACACAUUAAUAAAUAAUUACUUCAGUAGAGGUGAAUAUCUGAAACAAAAAAUUAGAUUUCAUUGUUUUUUUUUGUAAAACUAACUUUUCAUUUCUGAAGGAAAUAAAUGUGUAUUCAUUGAAUUCUUCGGGACACAAUGUGUUGGUGUUGUCUGAAACAGAUGUUGGAUAUUAGUGUCACAUUUCUAGAAUGUCUUAUCUAGUCUAAAGUCUGAAAGUUUUUUGGUUACAUCAAUGAAGAAAUCUAAAGGGGGGAAAAUGAAAAAAGUUAUCUGGUGAAUGUAAGUCAUUUGAUAUACAUUGACUUUCUGUUCCAUAAAAGAAGUUAUGACAACAUAAUAGAUGUGACACUUCUCUAUUCACAUAAGCUUUUGUAGUUGUGUUUAUGAAUGAAUGUUGUUCCAUAAGAUGUUAUAAAGAAUAAUAUGAUUCAUCUAGAUGAAAACUUAUUCUGGUUUCAUUUUGUGUGAUGUUUCAGGCAGUAAAGACUUUGUUACAAUGCAGUUAGGCUCCUUUUUUUCUGUGCCUAAUUCCAUUGUAAUACUGUCUUUACUGCCUCACAAAGGGGUACUGCCUAAAAUGUCACACAAAAUACAACUAGAAGAAGUUUUGAUUUAGAUGAGUCAAUUUAUUAUUUAUUAUCCUAGUUUUGUUUAUGAUUUGUGCUAAUAGAGAACAACAUUCUCUUGUGUUGUGGGUAUACCCAAGAAGUUAUUUUGAGAAAGUUACAGUAAAAUGUAUUAAUAAACUUCUUUCUUCAUCCGUAUAUUAGCCACUAAUAAGGUGCCAUAAUAUUUUUCAGCUGUUUCUUGGAUCUAAUAAUUUUGAAACCUCCAAGAGUGGACCAAAGAUUUAUUUUCAUGUGUGAUUCAUUAAUAACUUUGACUUAUUUCUCUACAAGUAUUUAACAUAUACCCAAUGUUUAUGUGUUUUUUUUUCUAAUAAGUUGCAUGUUUUAAAAUAUAUAAUUCAUCAUUGUUUGUAAGCUUCUAGUACAUUAUUAUUUGCUUGUAAUAAUUUAUGAAUCUGGGACAUAAAGAAGUGGUGGUGGUGUAUAUUGUGAGGGUGGAUUUUGUGAAUUAUUCCAUAAGUGUUUUAAAGACUGUUGCAUUGUUUUCCUUGUGUUUUUUUAUUAAUAAUUAACACAAUUUGUUGUUUCUAUGUUUUGUAAAAGUAGUUUUGAGGACAGAUUGACUGUGAGCAUGUGGGUGUGAGUUUCAUUAUCGUGAAACUAUUCUAUGUUGUAUCAGUUGACAGUAAAACCUACAAAAUAAUAUAUUACUUAACUUUUGCAUAUUGUUCUGUAUAAACACUUACCAAUUAUUCUUGUAUUAAUAGAUAUUACCAUGUUAUGUCAUUGUGUUAUAUGAAGAUUGGUUCAGCAAUGGUGUAG